GUACCUGAGCACCACGGUGGGCACUGCUGUGAUCUCAUCCGCUCUGCUCAGCGACUACCAGGAGAUUAGCACCUCUGUGCACUACCGCCUGCAGCACCGCGUCCAGGACAUACCCAGUAAGCUGGUGGGGCCCAUCUGCGCCUUCUGGAACUUCAGCCUCAGCCCAGAUGCUGGUGGGAUGUGGUCCACAGCUGGCUGCUCCGUGGUGACAUCUCUCCUGGAUUCCACUGCCUGUUUUUGCAACCACACCACGAAUUUUGCUGUCCUGCUGCAGGUGUACGAGAUGCAGAGGACCACCAAGGAGGAGCUCACACUGCAGACUUUGACUUUUAUUGGAUGUGGAGUUUCCUUCUGUGCCUUGAUAGUUACCUUCAUUUUAUUCUUGGCAGUUGGUGUCCCCAAGAGUGAACGAACAACCGUGCACAAGAACCUGAUCUUUGCACUAGCUGCAGCAGAAGCUCUGCUCAUGUUCAGCGAACUGGCCAAGACCAACCAGGUGGUGUGUUUCAUGGUCACUGCCUGCCUUCAUCUCUUCUUCAUGGCAGCCUUUUCGUGGAUGCUGGUAGAGGGGCUUCUCCUGUGGAGCAAAGUGGUAGCAGUUAACAUGAGUGAAGACAGGAGAAUGAAGUUCUACUAUGUGACAGGCUGGGGCCUUCCAGUCGUUAUCGUGGGUGUGACCCUCGCAACUUCCUUUAACAAGUAUGUGGCAGACAACCAUUGCUGGCUGAAUGUUCAGACCAACGUCAUCUGGGCCUUUGUUGGGCCUGUUCUCUUCAUCCUGGCCGUGAACACCUUCGUGCUGUGCCGGGUGGUGAUGGUGACUGUGUCCAGCGCUCGCAGGAGAUCGAAGAUGCUGACACCCAACAGCAGCCUGGAGAACCAGAUUGGAAUACAGAUAUGGGCCACGGCCAAGCCCAUCCUGGUGCUGCUGCCCGUGCUGGGGCUGACCUGGGUGUGUGGGGUCCUUGUCCACCUCAGCAUCAUUUGGGCCUAUGUCUUCAUCGUGCUGAACUCCCUUCAGGGCCUGUACAUAUUCCUGGUCUAUGCUAUCUAUAACAGCGAGGUGAGGAAUGCCAUCCAGAGGAUGAAGGACAAGAAGAAAGCACUCUCGUUCACAAACUGCUCUCAUCCCAUCAACUACUUAUCAAGUCCAAGAAACACGACCUCCUGGGAGACAGGGAAACUGAGUCCCUCUGCAGCUGAGAGUGCCUUGUCGAGCCCUGGGCAGAAAGACCCUCCAGUGAAGAACAUCACCAACAAAGGAACCUUUGGAGCCAAAAUUCCCAUGGGGAUUUCAUCAAUUAUGUCACCCGAAAGACCGGCUGUAGAGCUGACAGCGUUCAAAUCCUCAG
This is a messenger RNA of Balearica regulorum gibbericeps (East African grey crowned-crane), 1352 nucleotides long. NCBI's taxonomy places the organism in Eukaryota, Metazoa, Chordata, Aves, Gruiformes, Gruidae. The record is from RefSeq and is a predicted model, not a curated record.